Molecule: messenger RNA, 1877 nt
Organism: Effrenium voratum
Lineage: Eukaryota; Dinophyceae; Suessiales; Symbiodiniaceae
Source: the annotation of a GenBank genome assembly
AGCCGCAGCCUUUCUGCUCCAGAGUGUUGUGGUUGUGACCGAAGGCUUCGCAAUGGGUUCCGCAGGGCCGCCUUGGCCACAGAACCGGCCGAGUUUGCCUCCAGGCUACAGACUCCGGCAGCCAGAUCUGAGAAAUAUGGCUGCCAACGAUGAGUGCAGAGAUGGAGCAGUUUCGGUUUCUCCAGCGACACAUGGCUGGGAACAUUCUGGUGACAAACGCUCUCCAGCAAUGCUUUUUGAUGCGAAGCUCAGCCCGUGGACACGAAGCGGCCUUGCACCACUGGUGCUUGAGGGCAGCCGCUAUACUCAGGAAAUGAAGCCAUUUUCGUGUCGGGCCGCCUCUCAGAGCCAAAGCCGCGGUCAGAUGCCUCAUGGCAACAGAAGCAAUGGCUAUGACAGGGAUGAGAUGCGAGCCUCUGGCGCUUGGACGCAUACGGCUGGUAUGCCCUCACACGCCAGCACCGAGGAGAUGCGGGAUGUCGAUAGCUUUUGCGCUCGUACGCCUGCGGCUGGUAAGCCCUCGCACGCCAGUCGGGCCGACUCUCAUAGCCAAAGCCAAGGUCACAUGCCUCACGGCAACAUAAGCAAUGGCCAUGACGGGGAUGAGAUCUGCGCUGAGAAGAUACAACAUUUCCAUGGCUCUGGAGCUUGCACACCUACGGCUGGUAUGCCCUCACACUCUUGUCAUGGAGAAGCAAGCAGGCCUGUCUGCCGUGCCACGGGCUGUAGCAAACCAACUUGGAACGGCAAGCCGGACGAAUACUGCAGCAAGAAAUGUCGGGAUCGGCGAGCCCUUUCUUCUGGUGCUGUCAGACAUGGCUCUGCUGCUGCGUCGCACGAGGGCGUGGGGGAAGCAAAUUGUCGACGUGCAGCACCAACACCCACAUGCCUUCGUAGCGGCUGCACCAACCCCACGUGGAACGGCAAGAGUGAAGAAUUUUGCAGCCGCCGCUGCCAGCAUGCAUAUGUCCCUGCUGCUGGGGAUCUUGUGGACGCCGCUGAUUUCACCGGCAAACUUGCCAAGCCGCGCCCCAUUCCAUUUACCGGCAAAGGACUGCCUUCAGAACAUCCAGGGAUCGUUGCUUUCUACUAUCCCGGCUUUCAGACGCCCGUGGACCAGCUUUGCCAGGCCAUGUUCCUCGGCAACUUCUACUCCAGGAGACUGCACGUCAGCGACUCCCUCUGCAGUCAUACAGAAGAGUUUUCAAACGCGGAAGCAGCCUUUCAGUCUCUGAAGUUCUGGACCCGCCGGAGGGAUUUCCAGAACAUAUCAGGGGCGCAUGCCUUUCGGAAGAAGCAACUACUGCGCGGCAAUGAGGACUUCAGCUAUGCUGGACAUGGCAGCAAUUGGGCAGCAAUGCGCCACGUUCUCAUCCACAAGUUUCAGGACUCGGAAUUGUGUCAGAUGCUGCUGGCCACUGGAAAUAGCAUCCUAUUGGAGCACAGCCCUUCUCCCCGUGAAGGCAUUUGGUCUGACAACUGCGAUGGCACCGGCCAGAACUGGUUGGGCUUGCAGCUCAUGCUUCUACGUGAGGAACUGCGCUCCACGGAUUUCGUGUGGACUUCUUGGCUCAGGAAGCACGUGAACGUGAAGACCGGUCAGUUUCUCAGCAGGGACUGGCUGAGGCUGGUCGCACAGGCCUCCAGCACAGUCCGGAAGUCUCUGGAAGAAGAGAAGGACCGUGGCCAAGGAUGGCUGAGCUUCUUCAGCUGGGGUCUCUCCGAUUCUGAAUGGCCUGGACUCGGCGUGGCGACUAAGCGACGAUCGAGGUCUCCGGCUCCACGGAGGUUGAGCUGCGGCCGCAGAAAGGAUCACUGAGGCUAAACUUUCAACCAGCAGGCGGAGACUGCGGCUUUGGGUGCGUCUCAAGAGCCGG